AUGUCUAACUCCUCACAAACGACCUCACAAGCUUCCACUCAACAGUCCUCUCAAUCGUCCUCUGGAAUCCCCCAGACGGCCGCUGCCGGCUCGAUCACAGUCACAAAGCCCCCUCAGGCCUCGACAUCCUUCUACAAGAUCGCCGCCUCGCAGACGGUCACCUUCGCCUGGAACUUCACCGAUGUCCUCUCCAUGCCCACCCACCUCACCGUGCACGCCGUCGGAGCAAACGGGAACACAUAUCCAGUAGGCCCCACGGACGGCAUCAUCAACGGCACUGCGACCUCCGUCACCUGGGACUUGUGGUCGUACCAGCAGGCCAAUUCACAGCUCCCGCUCGCCCCCGGCUCGUACGCCCUCCACAUCUGGGACGACCGCGGACCUGACGCCACUCGUGCCCCCGGGCUCCUCUCGCCGUACUCGUCCCUACAAUUUGCUCUCUAUACCCCCGAGGCAUAUACUCCUCUGGAAAGUUGGACAUGCGCUACGUGCAACGGUGCAUCACUCGACCUCAUCACACAUCCCGCGACGGUCAGCCUGGCCGUGACGUUCACCGUCAUGUUCCUGUCCGGCUACUCGCUCCUCAGGCAAGCGAUGCGGUAA
This is a messenger RNA of Epithele typhae, 603 nucleotides long. RefSeq lists its product as uncharacterized. The record is from RefSeq and is a predicted model, not a curated record. NCBI's taxonomy places the organism in Eukaryota, Fungi, Basidiomycota, Agaricomycetes, Polyporales, Epitheliaceae. Bases 1 to 603 code for a protein of 200 amino acids. The transcript is spliced from 2 exons.